CUAAUUCGCUACCUAACGUCUUGUACAUCGGUACACAACGCUUCCAGCUAAUCGACGUCAGCCGUGGCUACCCUCGGCAGAAGGCACCCGCUCAGCAGUGGUCGAAUCCGGGGAAGGUGGAAAUAUGAGCAGUAGAAGGAAGGGGGACUCUUCUUCGUCUUUUUUCUGUAUUAUUUUAUUUUCUUAUCUAUUUACCUACCUACGUUAAACACAUACAAUACAAUACAAUCGUUUGAACUCCCUUCAAAACAUCCCCUCCCGUAAUUUGUACUCCUGAACUUGUUACACCGUAUUCAUCGUGCUGCGAACUGCGUACGAGCUGCCGCCUCCCACCAUGUCGUCGAUCGCAAGAUUACUUCGGCCGGCUUUACGGCGGGGUUCUGGUGUAACUCCCAGGGCCUCCUUGUCGCCGCGAUGCUGCAGCAGAUCGAUGCCGAAGUUCGAUGCGCGGCAAAUAAUACGGCCCCUCUCCGCCACGGCCCGCCGGAUGGUAGACAUUACAGACAUCCCGCCAACACCCAUAACGCACCUGUCCGAGACUGAGGCGGCGAUGCAGGAGAUGGUCUCAAAGUUCGCUAACGAGGUAAUAUUGCCGAAGGUCCGCGACAUGGACGAGGCCGAGAACAUGGAUCCCGAGCUGGUCGAGCAGCUCUUCGAGCAAGGGCUGAUGGGCAUUGAAAUCCCCGAGGAGUUCGGCGGCGCCGGCAUGAACUUCACCGCCGCGAUCGUAGGUAUCGAGGAGUUGGCACGUGUCGACCCGAGCGUCAGCGUUAUGGUCGACGUCCACAACACGCUGGUCAACACGGCCAUUCUCAAGUGGGGCAGCAACAACAUCAAGAAGCGCUUCCUCCCGGCGCUAGCCACCAACACCGUCGGCAGCUUCUGUCUGAGCGAGCCCGUGUCGGGGUCCGACGCCUUCGCGCUCGCCACCCGGGCGACGGAGACCGCGGACGGGUACCGCAUCUCGGGCAGCAAGAUGUGGAUCACGAACUCGAUGGAGGCCAACUUCUUCAUCGUGUUCGCGAACCUGGACCCGAGCAAGGCGCAUCGGGGCAUCACGGCGUUCAUCGUCGAGAAGGACGCCAAGGGCUUCUCCAUCGCCAAGAAGGAGAAGAAGCUGGGCAUCAAGGCGAGCAGCACGUGCGCCAUCAACUUGGACGACGUCGAGGUCCCCAAGGAGAACCUGCUGGGCGAGAAGGGUCAGGGCUACAAGUACGCCAUCGGCCUGCUGAACGAGGGCCGCAUCGGCAUCGCCGCGCAGAUGACGGGGCUGGCGCUGGGCGCGUGGGAGAACGCCGUCAAGUACGUGUGGAACGACCGCAAGCAGUUCGGCAGGCUGGUCGGCGAGUUCCAGGGCAUGCAGCACCAGAUCGCCCAGUCGUACACCGAGAUCGCGGCCGCGCGCGCCCUCGUAUACAACGCCGCGCGGAAGAAGGAGGCUGGCGAGGACUUUGUGCGCGACGCGGCCAUGGCGAAGUUGUACGCCUCUCAAGUCGCGGGGCGCGUGAGCGGUCUGGCUGUUGAGUGGAUGGGCGGCAUGGGUUUCGUCCGGGAGGGCCUUGCCGAGAAGUACUGGAGGGAUAGCAAGAUCGGUGCUAUCUACGAGGGAACCAGCAACAUCCAGUAAGUCAACGUUCUCCGUUUUCUACCUUGCAUUUACGAUGUAAGCGCAAUACUAACCUUGGAAAUCAGACUUAACACAAUCGCUAAGCUGCUACAGAAAGAAUAUACUACGUAGGUAAAUCCCAAAA
Messenger RNA from Daldinia caldariorum, 1751 nucleotides. RefSeq names its product short-chain specific acyl-CoA dehydrogenase. Gene Ontology annotation, cellular component: mitochondrion. Lineage: Eukaryota; Fungi; Ascomycota; Sordariomycetes; Xylariales; Hypoxylaceae. Gene Ontology annotation, molecular function: flavin adenine dinucleotide binding; acyl-CoA dehydrogenase activity. The record is from RefSeq and is a predicted model, not a curated record. The coding region runs from base 335 to 1627 and encodes 430 amino acids. The transcript is spliced from 2 exons.